Molecule: messenger RNA, 1176 nt
Organism: Rhagoletis pomonella (apple maggot)
Lineage: Eukaryota; Metazoa; Arthropoda; Insecta; Diptera; Tephritidae
Product: pupal cuticle protein Edg-78E-like
Exons: 2
Coding region: 477-851 (124 amino acids)
Cellular component (GO): chitin-based extracellular matrix
Molecular function (GO): structural constituent of chitin-based larval cuticle
Source: RefSeq, a predicted model, not a curated record
GAAACCAAAGCAUUGUAUUAAAUGUUAGAGACGCACAAAUACACAUAAAGACGCUUAAGGGAUAUACAAAUGAUAAUAAAGUUUGUGACUUAAGUCUUUUGUUUGCUGCAUAGAGGCGAACGAGUAAAUAAUGACACGAAUCGCUUGCAAUAUUUCAUUGCACUUUUAUGGCAAGGAACCCAGACAAUGUUUCAUUGAUUUUUGGCGCGCCUUUGAGUAUUUUUUCGACACCUUUUUUUUUGCAAUAUUUAACUCGUUCACGCUCUAAAAGGCACAAAGAACUUGUUUCGGAUAGCCACUUGCCGAUGCAAUUAAAUGCCACGACCCUUUUGUGCAGCGCGCACCUUAGCGCAUAGUAUAAAAAGCCUUAAAAUUUUUGGUUCAACGCACAGUUUCUGGAUAUACAGCAACGAGUCCUGCGCUCAGCUCAAAUAAUCAAACCAAAAAUCUAUAUACGUAUAAAAAUAAAAAUUAAAAUGUUUAAAUAUUUCGUUUGUGUUGCUGCCCUCUUCUCGUUGACCUUCGUCUAUGCGGACAACAUCGAUAAAAAUGCCGAAAUACGUAGCUUUCAAAAUGCUGCAUCCGAUGCCGAGGGCAACUACCAGUUCUCCUAUGAGACAAGCAAUGGCAUUCAACAACAGGAGGCCGGCAGUUUGGACGGUGGUGUGCGCGGCUCACUGAAUUACGUAUCGCCCGAAGGUGAACGCAUCUCCUUGAGCUACACAGCGGAUGAGGAAGGCUUCCACCCGGCAGGUGAUCAUCUGCCAACGCCACCACCAAUACCAGCUUACGUGUUGCGUGCCUUAGAAUAUAUCCGUGCACAUCCACCACAACUAAAGGAAGAGCAAUAAACAAUGGCGGCGCCUACACACACACACACACACACACACACCAAGCUUUAAAUGCAAUCAAACUGAAGCCACGAUUCACGAAACAAUGCUCUAUACGCGGAAUGGGUCACCACCGGCCAACCUACUGACAUGUCAAAGCUGAAGUGUUAAUUGGCUCAUUUCAAUGAAUUUUUCUUGUUAUUACGUUUUGUUUUUGUUUUUUCAUUACUUGUUUUCGACGCAUAAUUAGCUGUUAAUCUGUGCAUGCCUCAUUUUGUUUUCGCGCGUACAGUUUGACGUAUUGGCGCGCGCAUAGUCAUUAUUUGUAAUUAAUAGUUUUUGUUUA